UCUCUCUCUCUCUCCAUUUGAUAGGAAGAAGAAGAAAGAUAGAAAAAGAUAAAAGAAAGAGAGAAAAAAGAGAUUUAAUUAAAAUGCAAUGUUAUACAAAUGAAGAAGCAUUAGCAAGUCUCUUCAUCAAUGUCUCUACAUCUUUCUUUCUCCUCCUCCUCCUCCUCUACUCCGCCGUCUCCCUCCUCCUCAAGCUCCUCCACUUCAUCGGCGGCUACCCUCUCCUCCAAAGGAAUGAAUAUGAAUAUGAUUCGGCGGGGUGGUAUUCCGAAGAUGAAGAAGAGGAGGAAGAGGAAGAGGAAGAGGAAGAAGAAGGGAAAGAAUUCAAGAUGUCGUGUAACACAAGUUACCAUGUGAUAUCUAGAGAUCAAAAUCCAGAUUUGAUAGCUGAUAUAGGAGACGACGGAGAAUCUUUAAUGUUUUACAAUAAUAACUCUCAAGAUGGACUAUGUACUCAACACAUGAAGGAGGAGUUCAAUAAUGUCUAUCAAACUCAUGAACACGAAGAAGAAGAUGAUCAAGAUUCCAACACUUCUUCUACGGAGGAACACUUUUCUUCUGCCAAUGUUUCUCCUUAUCGCAGCGAAUCAUCAAUAGAAGAGGAAGAUGAUGGCGUUGAAGAUCUUCCUGACGAUCGUUAUGAUGAUGAUGACGAAGAUGAAGAGGUAGGAGGAGUGUCACGAUACGACGUCGUUGAGGAUUUGGUUCGUAAGCAACCAAAUACUAAUACUAGUACUCGUGGUCCCUCUCGUUUCCAAAGUGGUUUGGUGUUCAAUGACAAAAGCUACAAUGCAGGAGAGCUUGUGUCUAAUGGAGGAAUCAAGAAUGAUGUUGACGAGAUACAGCCAUCAUCGGGGUUUUCCAUGAGAGAGAUCAAAGCAGAGGAAUUAGAGGAAGAGGAAGAAGAAGAGAGAGGAGAGAUAUUCGGAGAGUCAUACACGAAUGGGUCAACGUCAAAAAGCUCAUCAGAAUGGAGAAACUCUGUCAAAACUGACGACCCUUUCUCAACUUCCUCUCGCCGGAGUUGCCCCAAAUGGGAAUCUUACACCGUCUUCCAAAAGUACGACGAAGAAAUGACUUUUCUCAGUAGAAUCACUGCUCAAAAGCUUCACGAAACAGAAUCGUUAAAGUCAAUCAUGGUGGAGCCAAGAUCGAUCUCGGAGAGGAUCGUUCACAAGUUAUCAUCAAAUGGAUCACACAAGAAAAAACAACAACGUUAUCCUGGUGGCAAUGGGUCGAGACCAAACCCGUACGUGGAACUAGAAUCAGCUUACGUGGCACAGAUAUGUCUAACAUGGGAAGCUCUAAGUUGGAACUACAAAAACUUCGAGAGAAAAAGAUCAUCCAGGCUACGAAGCUUCAACGACGUCGGAUGUCCGGCCGGCAUCGCCGACCAGUUCCGUACGUUUCAUAUUCUAUUACAAAGAUACGUGGAGAAUGAGCCUUAUGAACAUGGAAGAAGAGCAGAGAUUUAUGCCCGAAUGCGAACUCUUGCUCCUAAAUUGCUUCUUGUUCCUGAAUACCAAGAUUAUGAGGAGGAUGAGAAAGAAGAAGAGAAAGAGGAGGGUUUCAGGUCGAGGAUAUCGUCAGCAUCGUUCUUGAUGAUAAUGGAGGAAUGCAUAAGAACAUUCAUGAAUUUUCUCAAAGCGGAUAAAGAGAAGCCUUGUCAAAAGAUCCUCAAAGCCUUUUUUGGGAGAAGUAAACGAGGCUCCGUUGAUCCAACCCUUGUCCAUCUCAUGAAAAAAGUCAACAAAAAGAAAAAGACGAAGCUGAAAGAGAUGCGUCGAGGAGGAAAAUACAUGAGGAAGAAGAAGAUGAGUAUAGAGGAAGAAAUGGAGAUAUUGAUGGGUCUAAUAGACUUGAAAGUGGUGUCAAGAGUAUUGAGAAUGAAUGAAAUGAACGAAGAGAAUUUGCAUUGGUGUGAAGAGAAGAUGAGCAAAGUUAAGAUUAUUCAAGGUGGAAAGGUGCUUCAAAGAGAUUCCACUCCACUUUUCUUUCCUCCACAUUGACCCCACUAUUUCAAUCUAAUCUCUGAAUAUACCCUUUAUUCUUUCCCCACCCACAUCCUUCUUCUUCUUCUUCUUUUUUUUCCUGUUUUUACACCUCAUAUUGUAGGAGAUCUUUUUUUGUCCAAAAAAAAAAAAAAAAAAAAAAUUGUAGGAGAUCUUUUAGACAAAACCCACCAAAUAAAGAGUACCAUAAAGUUUUUAGAUAGGGAUAUACUGUAGAUUGCUUUAGUUCUUUAUACUUUAUACUUUCUCUUUGUUUUUCCUUUUCUUGCUCUCUAUAUCUUUCUACUUUUUAGUUUCUUAGUUAAUUAAGUUUCAGGCUUUAUUAGGAAGUUAGGUGAGUCAUACACUCAAGGAAUCACAACAUUAGGUAUAUACUUUUAAGGAGGAAAAAUCAAAUUAUUUGUUCCACACUUAUGAUGGGAAUGGAUUUUUUUUGGUUGCA
Messenger RNA from Arabidopsis lyrata subsp. lyrata, 2454 nucleotides. RefSeq lists its product as uncharacterized. Bases 84 to 2009 code for a protein of 641 amino acids. The transcript is spliced from 6 exons. NCBI's taxonomy places the organism in Eukaryota, Viridiplantae, Streptophyta, Magnoliopsida, Brassicales, Brassicaceae. The record is from RefSeq and is a predicted model, not a curated record.